AUGUCUUCCUGCGAGGGUGAUGCGGUCGACGGCGUGUGCGUCCGCUACGCGUGCAAGUGCGGGCACCUGGCGCCCGUGAGCUCUCUGUUCUUCAGCGAGACGUGCGAGAAGCUGGUGUGCCGCCUGCCGGGCUGCAGCGUGGAGGAGUUCGAGUCGUACUACUGCGGGAACCUGCUGGUGAACCUGCCGUCCAAGGAGGCCAGCAUGUACCAGAACCGCUCGAGCCGCUGCUUCAGCUGCCCCGCGUGCGAGACGGCGCUGUCCACGGCCUUCCACGAGAGCAAGCAGCGUUUCUUCUUCCUGUGCGCGCACUGCCGCUGGGACUCGCUGGAGCUGGGGCUGGCGGACGACGACCUGGACGCGCUGGUCAUGACGGCCAUCACGCGGGAGCGCCAGGCGGCGCACGAGGACGUCUUCCAGGCGCUGCACUCGCACUACUCGACGCUCAGCUCGCUCCAGCUGCUGGCCGACUCGAUGAAGGAGCUGCAGCGCGAGCACCAGAUGAAGAAGUUCAGGCUGCAGAGGAUGGCGGAGAUGGGCGGCUGGAAGUACGACCAGGCCCUGGCGAAGGUGCAGGAGAAGGAGCAGUGGCUGCUGGAGCAGCGGCGUGAGCACCAGUGGCCGGAGCUGCAGAAGCAGCUCACCGCCCUGCAGACCCAAGGGACGUCGUGGGGGGAAGACACGCCUGAGAAGACCCGAGAGACACUGGAGAAACUCGCGCAGACAAGUGACAUGGGGCAGGUGUCGACACUUCACCAACGACUGUUGAAUCCGCUGGAUCAAUCGAGUGAUGCGGAUCGACUUUUCCCCUCGCGCCCGCUGCUUCGGGUGAAGCGCACGUGGCGGUGCGUGGAAUCAAUUGAGCGUGGCACGGCCGGUAUCCUUGUAAAGCCGCAGAUCAGCCCGAUGAGUGGAGAUAGCUCACUGCCCGUAUCCGCGUCGUGGUUCAAGAAGGCGAAUCUGGCGGCGCAGUACGUGCCCGUCGUAACGUUUCAGAGACUGCCGUACAGGGCUGAAGGUGGCGGUGGUGUUGAAUGUGUUUUGCUCGUGGAAAACCCUCUGGAUGAUGCUAUUCGCAUCACAUUCCGCUCUGCCUCUGCAAGUGGAGAAGAGUCAACUGAAAAUGGACAGAUUGUGUUACAAGAUUCGACUCCGAUCAUUGUGGGGCCGUACGAAGAUCCGAACCUCGCAGACGCUUUCAUCGAUGAUGAGCCGCCCUUCGGUGCUAAUGGCGACCAGCACAACGCAAUGCUGCUCCAAGCUACUAGAAACCUUAUCAAGAUUAAGCUCACCAUCGCUGUCAAUUCUACUGCUGAACACCCGAGCUCAACCAUCUCGGCCCGAUUUAUCAUGGAUACAGAAAAGUUUGAUGAAGAUGCGAACGAAGUUAUCGAGAAUUCGCUGCAGAGUGUCCCGGUAGUGAUCACGGCGCCAAUCCCGGAAUAA
Molecule: messenger RNA, 1446 nt
Organism: Phytophthora sojae
Lineage: Eukaryota; Oomycota; Peronosporomycetes; Peronosporales; Peronosporaceae
Product: dynactin light chain p62 subunit
Exons: 4
Coding region: 1-1446 (481 amino acids)
Cellular component (GO): dynactin complex
Source: RefSeq, a predicted model, not a curated record